Messenger RNA from Pistacia vera, 1330 nucleotides. RefSeq lists its product as uncharacterized. The coding region runs from base 124 to 1182 and encodes 352 amino acids. The transcript is spliced from 3 exons. Lineage: Eukaryota; Viridiplantae; Streptophyta; Magnoliopsida; Sapindales; Anacardiaceae. The record is from RefSeq and is a predicted model, not a curated record.
UCCCUUCCCCACCACCGGAAAAGCUUUCCAGAACAGAAAGUUUUUUUUAUAACUAACUUUUUCAUAUAUUUUGUACUUCUCUCAACCUACGUCCUUCAAUCUUUUCUUUCAAUUCAACAUUCCAUGGCUAUCAUGCGCAGCGAUAGUCAUUUAAACAUCUUGGCGCCACCUCCCUCUCCGCGUGGGGUGGAGCCUCCGUCUCCUAUUCCGACUGCCGCAGGAUCACGUUCAGCAGCCAAUCCGGUUCUAUCGCAAUUUCUAGAUAAGUCGCUACACGUGCCUAACCUCGCCUUGCCACUGCCGCAUUUCCUGGUGACGACACGGCACCAUCAAAUUCCCGAUGAAAUCAAUCUGCGAUCGCUCGUAGCGGGAGACGCCGAUUCCGUGGAUCGGCUCUUGAAAUCGGCUCAUGAAUUUGGCGCGUUUAGGAUCAAUUUUCACGGGAUUUCGGUUGAGGAGUUACGGUCAUUGGUGAGACAAGCGGAGCGAGUUUUUGGCAUUUUGGAGGGAAGAGAUACGGGAAGUCGGCGAGGUAGUCGAGGGCGAAAUGGUAAUAAAGAGGAGAUUGUUUGGGUCCGUUCGGGAAAGGAAAGAAUGGACUGGGCACGGGAAUAUAUUGGCGCUGAAUUAUUUCAGAGUUUUAGUGAGAAGAUGGAGAAUGUUUCCAGUAGACUUGAUGCCAUUGCGGAACAAUUGGGUCAAGUUUUUGCAGAAUACUUGGGUAAGCAAUCUGCGCGAAGAACCCAGGAGAGACAAUCUACUCUUAGCAUGUACAAGUACAACCAAGAUAUUAUCGAUGAACAAAGUUCACCAUCAUCAAAUGUGAUGAACAAGUUGUGUGAUCAUGUUUUAAGCCUCCACCUGCCCACUAAAAAAUGUAAAUACUGGAUGCAAUCAGGGCCAACUCCUUUUUCUUUCAAUGCAGGCCCAGAUAUAAUUGUUGUCUCUGUGGGAAAACAGCUUGAGGAAUGGAGCAUAGGGGAAUUCAAAUGUGUUGUUGGGGAAUAUAUCUUUCAGCCUACAGAUCCUCAAACUUGUUUCUCCAUAGAGCUCAAAUGUUCAUCUCUAAAUAUAAAACAACAUUUUAGCAGAACUCUCAGGACAAUCUCAAUAGCUGAUCAGAUCCUGAUUGCUCUCAUCCUUGCUUUACUAUACAGCAUUUUCAAGUUUCUAUGGUCAUAAUUUAUCGGUACACAAUUACAUGCAUUCAGAAUUUCAUAUCAGUAACACAUAAUAAUCCAUGGUUUGAAGAGAAUUGAAAUUUGAAAAGAGUUGGUUGUACAUAGAGAUUUGUAUGUAAAUAUAGGUAGAAAAAACAUACAAUGCUCUU